Drosophila hydei is the source of this 931-nucleotide messenger RNA. RefSeq lists its product as uncharacterized. Lineage: Eukaryota; Metazoa; Arthropoda; Insecta; Diptera; Drosophilidae. The transcript has 4 exons. The coding region runs from base 110 to 808 and encodes 232 amino acids. The record is from RefSeq and is a predicted model, not a curated record.
CGAAGCGUCAGUUUUGUCUACAGCUUUGAGUCGUUGGGACGUGUUUCGUGAUAAAAGACAGUUGUCCACACUGAGUUAAAUAGCAAAAGUUAUCGGAAUCCAGUGCAAUAUGUUCGGGCUAAAGAAUAUGUUUUUGAUUCUGUUGGGCUGCAAUUUGUUGUUAGCCAUCGGCGCAACUGGUAACAAAAAUAAGAAACAGCAACAACAAAACCAAGAAAUCUGGGAGCAGGACCUAUCGGACACUUUUAAAAUUGAAGGCAGCGAUCAGGGCAUACAAAAGGUUAACCUGAAGUGUGGUGCUAAUUCGAUGAAUGUGAUGCUAGAGACAGAGAAACCCUUUACGGGCGUCAUGUACACACGUGGUAGCUUCUACAAGCAAACGGCCCCGUGCUUCAUGAAACCCACUGCGAGUCAGGGAACUCGCACGCUGGAAAUGAAUUUCCAGUUGGAUCAAUGCCAGACGCUGAAGGAUGGCGAGCUCUAUUCGAACAUUGUGGUUAUACAGAACGAUCCAGAACUGAUAACGCCUGGUGACUCGGCUUUCUCACUGGAAUGCGAUUUCCGUCAGCCGCGUAGCCUGGAUGUCGAAGCCACCAUGCAAACUAGGGACAGAGUUGCAACAAAAUCUAAAAUUACACUGACAAGUCCCGAUCCCGCGGCACCAAUGGACAAUCUACACAACUCGGUGGUCAGCAACAGUGAUACAGUAGAAUAUAUACCAAAGUUUUCUAAACCAAACAAAACCAUAAACCUGGGCACGGUAGAGGAAGUGACUUUGCCCCUGGCACAGCAAAGAGAUGAGCUUUAAACAUAGUAAGCAUUUCUUCCACAAGCAAUACAACAAAUUAUUACACACAAAAAUACAGACUACAGGAAAAAUACGCAGAAUUAUACAGCAGCUGCCUAAUCGGAUUUGAUAAUCAUUUCAAUA